AUGCAAGAACGUAUUUGGGACACAGCACAGAUCCAGGGAGUGCUAAAUUCUGAGAUAGGUUCGAAGGCCAUGGCGCGGCCGAGCACACGCCAAAAUCGCUUCUUCUGGGAGCUGAUUAUUGCAUUCAUGUUGGUUGCAUUCGGUGCCGUUUUCGAAACAUUUCACUUCUUUAACAAUGCAUGGCUGGUGCACACCAAUGGUUCAUACGUCUACCAGCGCGGAUUGGGCGAUGACUGUGUAAAAAAUGAACGGUUCGCAGAAGGCAUCAAAUGUACGGAAUGGUCUGAUACCAAAAAUACCUUUGUGAUCAAUGGCCAGAAUCUCACUGCCUCGGAUAUUGAAUCUCCAUCUGUAGUUUUUAUAAAUUUGCUCAUCAUGUUCCUGGUCUUGGUGGAUAGCUCAGAACCGUUUAUCAAGACGAUGAAAAGUAUAUUGUGCUUCGAAAAACUCGUGUUUCUCUGUUUUUCUCCGCGACGUGCAAAAAAUGUUUUACAGUGCUCACUGGGCAAUGCGUUUUACUACUUCCUUCUCUCCAACGUAUUGUUAUGGUUCGGAAGUGUGGCCCAUAUUGAUAAUUGGAUCGACGUUUACAUUGACCUGCGUGAUAACGAAAUACCAAUUGCGCGUUUUCUUCGCCCAGCUUCCGAUGCGCAUAAUUUGGCCGAACGAAGGCCGUCGUUUCUCAAUUUAUAG
Messenger RNA from Gongylonema pulchrum, 693 nucleotides. Lineage: Eukaryota; Metazoa; Nematoda; Chromadorea; Rhabditida; Gongylonematidae. The record is from the annotation of a GenBank genome assembly.